This is a messenger RNA of Schistosoma margrebowiei, 3535 nucleotides long. NCBI's taxonomy places the organism in Eukaryota, Metazoa, Platyhelminthes, Trematoda, Strigeidida, Schistosomatidae. The record is from the annotation of a GenBank genome assembly.
UAUUGAACUGACCCCCCCUCACAAUUCAAAACUUUUGUUCUGGGCGCCUUCAAGAGCUUUCUAAUGUUAGUAGUAGGAAAGUGUUAUUGUAUAGUUGCACAGUAUUAUUUUUGCACUUAAAAUUAUGGAUUGUAUGUAGGAAGAUUGUUUCGCCUUAGUUCUUUUCGAAAUAGCUAACGAACACGGCUAGUUGCCUGUAAGAUCACCAUAUAUAUAUCAGAAUGUCUGUAUACACAUUGAUUAUGUUCUUAGUUAUCACUCGUGAAACCUGAAUGUAAGUAAAGAUGAUUGUGACUAGUCAAAAAUUUUGAGUUUGAUUCACUUGAAGGUAUUUUCGUCGUUACUGUAUCUGAGUUUUCAUAAAGACAAGAAAAUCGGACACAAUAAAAGUAUAUAAUUAGCAAACAGUAAAAAAAUAAUAAAUGUCUCCAUUAGUCAACCUCUGGCGUCUUUUCUUGCGUCCAGCUCCUGGCUCAUUCAAUUUUACCUUCUAUUAUGGUUUUAUUUCUUUUAUUCCAGACGUUCUCACUAGAUUCCCUUGAUAAGUCUUUAUUACUCUUUGUUCUGCUAACUUCAUGUUACCGAGUAGGUCCUUUCCUACAGAGAUAAAUCAUAUUGGCAAACGGUAGUCCCCAAUUGAAUUGCUAAGGAAUAGUAGGUGACGUAAUUUUGUAUUUGUAAAAUUCACCAAGGAGGAAUCGAAAGCAAUAACUUAAUUAUGUAUAAACUUGUUUGGUCUGUAUCAUUAUCUCUAAAAUAAACUUUCAUGAGUACUCAAUCAAACGUGUUCAAGUUAUCAGACUGGUAGAUUUGUUUAGGAAAAUAUUCUUUUAAAUUUCAUUUUGAAUCUCUCAAAUAACCAAAUAUAUAUGUAGACCUAGCAUAAUCUUCAUUGAAUCAAAAAAGGAGUUGAAAAUCAGGUGAAUAAAACCAGGAUUUGACUGAUAUUUAACCAAGUCAGUGCACAUAAGUGGAUGUUGUUAUUGGUGACAAGUUUCGUACUUGUUUUGAUUCUUUCUGUUUUAUCAUUCCCGUUGUGGAAGUAAGACACAACUGAUCUCUUUGCAUAUUCCAAUCUGCCUCUUUAAUAGUCGACUCGAUAAUAUGAAGUAAAAAUGAAUAAUAGAGUUGUGACCAAUGAAAGCAUAUACUGAGAACGAUUAAAAAAAUAAACUUCGAUGUAUCUAGGUCAAUGUUAAUUCAAAGUCUAGUGUAGCAUUCUGAAAUAUAUAAAUAGCAUGAACAAGAAAUAUAACUUCUAAAAACGUCCUUACCAUAUGUCCUGAUGCAGCCGAGGGUGGGAAGAGUUGGCUCUCCCUCCAAACGCUCUCACAUAGCCACUGCCAGGAAAGUUCUACUCACCACCUCGCACCACUGGUGUUGUUUACUAAAUUGAGAGGAAGAAAAGAGUAUCUAACCGGGUCGGUGGAUAUGGAGGAUUCACCUAGGGCAUUUGGAAAACCCUGAUUCCAAAUCAGUGGUGCACAUGGGCUUUAGGGUCCUAAGGAAACAAAUAGCGUAUGAACCAAUUAUUGGUCACCGGCUACCAUGGGACUGCUUCUUAUUACGCUGCCCCAAUGCCUAGUGGAUUAGACCUUUAGGUCAAAGGCUUGGGGUGUGGCCCCUUAAGAAAACCACCUGCUUUGGUCUGCGCACCCCUUUAGUAUCACAGUUCACACAAAAAUCAAAUGACUUGUGUAGCGCAUAUGUAUUCGGUGCUCCUUCGUACCAAUGUGUUCAAGUAAAUAAUAUUCAUUGUUUUGGUUAUAAACGUGCAGGUGGAUGAAAGGAAAGGGGGGGUGCUCAUUGCUCUUGGUUGUAUCAGUCAUAUGUAAAAGGUAUACGUUUUAGUGCGUUUAUCAGAAGACGGCUGGUCGUGGCCGAAAAGAACCGUCCUGUUUACUAACUACUGCUAGUGUAUUACUCUUCUAACCCAAAUAUCUAUCUGUCCACAAAUGAAGUUACGUUUGGACUAGUUCUUUCUACAAACUGGUGAACGAUUUUGAGGAACAGGGUAUCACUAGAUCAUUAGUAUUCGAUGGUGUGUCUUCAAAGUAUCGCUCAUGUAUUUUUGGACCACCAAGUUAGCGAACCCGAGAUUAGACAUGUCGUGGUAGGUAAAUAUUACAAUGAGGUUGAAAUAGUUGAGAUAUGCGUUACUUAUGUCUAACCACCGUCUACAUCAAGUGGCGAUGUUGUGUGAUGUGGUGGUUCUGAAGAAAGAGGCACUCAAAUCGAUACAGUACAGUUCGUAGGGUCACUGACAGUUGGGCAGAACCAUGUUAAUAACCGUAAACUACUUACCUAGUUGAAUUCCGCGUGAUUAUCCUAACAAAUGGUUAGAAACUUGGUGAUACGGCUUAGUUAGAAUGGUUCACAGUGACGUUUUGCUUUAGAAUCUGAGUUAUGGAUCUGCUUUCUAUCAUUUUUCCUUUUCAUAUUCCUAAUCUUUUCUACUUUACUACUGACACUGUUAGCAAUUCUAUUACUCAGGGAUUUAUUUUGAAAUAAUUUUAUCUUUUAAAGAUGCUCGUCAUUAUACUUAUUUCAUCGAAUUGUAAUUGCACUAUUAUUUCUCUCACCCUAUUUGAUCCAUAUUUAUUCUGAUUAUGGAUCUUACAAUUUCACUUAACAUAUACACAGAUUCAAGUUAACAUUGUUGUUUAUCACAAUCCUAAAUCCACAUGCUUUAAACGACGUACUUAGCCCUUAACCUGGCCAUUUUUCGGAUUAUUAAUUUGGAUAUAGGAUAAUUAUAGAACCUUAAGAGAAUUUAUCGAAAAGAAUAUUCUUCGUUCAAAUACUAGUCUUUUAAUUUUAUCUUUGUUUUAAUAUGGCAUGGCUAUUCGAACUGAUGGGCGUAUGUGUCAGAUUCUUUGUUGCGUAUGGUUGACUGACUUCAAAUCAUUAAAAAAUGUUUCUUCUCUAACCAUUCAUUAUCCUUAUUAUUUGAAGAAAUCUUCGAUCGGCAAUUGAUGUUAUCCGGAGAAACUCUGAGAAAAAAUAAAGGACCACUAAACUGUUUAUUCCUCCUCGUUCCGAACUCUUCAACAGUACGCACCUAUAACUUUGUAAGAAAUCCAACCAGAUAAUUGUUGACAUUGACUAGUUAUUGUGAAUUAGUGCAUAUUUAUACAUUCUUAACCAAUAGGUAUGAGUAUAAAGUAAGCUAAUGAUAAGUUCAUAGUAAUUGUACAUUUCAAUGGUUUUCUGUUACUUUCUUUGCUUUAGUAAUCUUCACCGUUAUGUGGUAUGAAAUCCUUCCAGCGCUUUCAAUAGUAACUGGAAUAACAUUUGCUAUCCCACCUUUAUUAAGUGUAACCAAUUAUGCGUUUUUCGGUAGAUGGUCUCCACCUAAUUUAUUUGAAUUUAAACAAGACUUCUUUCUACAUUUACGUGAUAAAGAUCUUGAAGGACCACUUUUAUUCCAAGAUUCAGAGUUUAUCUUCAAGGAUUAACGAAAUGUUUAUUGACUGAUAAUGUGCAACUUUAUGUAGAUUUUAGUAAAAAAAUAAAAUGUUAAUUUACUAUGUUU